This is a messenger RNA of Chanos chanos (milkfish), 952 nucleotides long. It is a transcript of the gene lto1, whose product is annotated as LTO1 maturation factor of ABCE1. The transcript is spliced from 5 exons. Lineage: Eukaryota; Metazoa; Chordata; Actinopteri; Gonorynchiformes; Chanidae. The record is from RefSeq and is a predicted model, not a curated record. The coding region runs from base 60 to 485 and encodes 141 amino acids.
GACCUUUGGGUUUUCAGCUAACCUACUCUUGGUAUAAAAGACGAAUUAUAUACAUAGAAAUGGCGUCAGUGUCGGAAAGUGAUGAUUUAUUUGAUUGCAUUCUCAUGGCGGAUGACAGGUUUCAUGUGGAGGGUUACAGAGAAGGUUACGAGGAGGGAACCCGUGAAGGAUUGCUUGAGGGUCGGAACCAUGGGAUGGUUCACGGUGCCAGACUCUCCGCAGAGUUGUCAUUUUACCAUGGCUUUGCAGUGACAUGGAAAUAUUUACUACAAACUAAUGUGGAUGCCAAAUCAAAAAAAAGGCUCAAAGCUGUAGAAUCACUAAUUGGAUUGAUAAGUAAAUUUCCAUUUGAGGACUCACAAUAUGAGAACCUUCAGGAAGACACGGAGAGAGUUAGAGCCAAGUUCAGACAGGUGUGCUCUCUACUUAAUGUGACAGCAGACUUCCGUGAUUAUGUUAGUGGAUCAGCCACAAUGUCUUUCUGAGAGAUGAAAAGAAGGAUCUCUUUGGUUGUACCAGAUAUGUCUGACUUGCUCAGACAUUGGCUUCUCUUGUUGAAGACCUGGUUGAAGUUCCAGACACCUCAGUGGAAGGUAAUUACUAGUGGUGUGUUCAACUAGACUGAGCUGUUGAGCACAAUAUGAGAGUGACGGUGUAUGAGGGAUUUUGUGUUGGAACGGUGUGGAAUACUGCAGAGGAAUAGAGUGGUAGUUUGCUGUUACAGGAUGUUUCCUUGUGUUUUUAACUGAUUGCGGUAACUGGAGGUAACAGUAAAAACGUCUGUGUGCAGUGUGAAAAAACAAGAGCUUGAGCCACAAAAUGGGUUCUCAAUGAUGACACUGUGAAAUAGAGAACACUCACAAAGAAAAGCAUUCGUCAGCUUUGUGCCGUUUGAACCGCCCUGGAAAAAGCCUGCCUCUCUAAUGGGAUCUAUUUAUAUUUUUUCUAUGAA